AUGUCGAGGAAUAAUCAAAAGUUACCGAAUAAACCAUUGUCUGUAUUAAACAUUAAUGCUCGGAGCCUUGUCCCUAAAUUUACAGAGUUCUCGUGCAUUGCAGCUUCUUAUUCACCGCACGUGAUGUGUGUUACGGAAACCUGGUUACACGAUGGCCUUCUUGAUUGCGAAUUUACACCUCCUAAUUACAACGUGGUACGAUGCGAUAGGUCUUCUAGAGGUGGUGGUGUCGCGCUUUUUUUUAAAUCUGGUAUUAGCUUUUCGGUUCUUCCCUGUUUACCUAACACAGAGUCUUUAUGGUGUAAGGUGCAGCUUGAUAAGUUCGUUCUUGUUAUCGGAGCGGUUUAUCGCGCUCCUAGUUCGGGCCUGCAAACGAUCUUUCAUAUAUAUGACUACAUUCACAAAUACAAUCUGGCGAAUUUCAAGCUUAUCUUGCUGGGCGAUUUUAAUGCACCCGAUAUAAACUGGGAAACGCUAGUGGUUGGCUGUCGCGACAGGGCCAUUUGUGAUGCUCUAGUAGAUAUAGCUGUGUCAUUCGACCUAGAUCAGGUUGUCAAAACGUGCACCAGAGAUAAUUCUGUUCUUGAUCUUGUUUUUCUAACCCAUAGUAUCGCAAACCUAGGUUAUGACUGCGAGGUGGUCGAGGGAAUUUCUGAUCACAAAGCUGUCCUUGUCAGCCUUAACAUUCGUGUCAAGCAUUCGAACCCUGAAUUCGUCACGUUCCUUGAUUUCAACAGAGCUGACGAUGUGUCAAUUAUUGAUGAACUUAGUUUUUAUUUUGAUGAUUUUUGUGCCAUAAGUCUAGACGCUGAUGUCAAUACGUUGCUUAGAUAUUUCAACUCCCUUAUAGAAAAAUGCAUCAACAAAUUUGUACCUGUUACUAGAAAGAAAAAGAACCCUGGGCACCCCUGGAUUACGAGAGAGGUGCUGCAGUUGAUGCGGCAAACGAAGAGGAGACGUCGUUCAACGAAAGAUAACACAGAAUCAGUUGUUCAUACCUCGUUUGAAUAUCUGAAAACAACCUUGAAAGAAAAGAUGUUAACAGCUAAAACCAAAUAUUUUAAUGUGAAUCUGUAA
Molecule: messenger RNA, 1077 nt
Organism: Ixodes scapularis (black-legged tick)
Lineage: Eukaryota; Metazoa; Arthropoda; Arachnida; Ixodida; Ixodidae
Exons: 3
Coding region: 1-1077 (358 amino acids)
Molecular function (GO): catalytic activity
Source: RefSeq, a predicted model, not a curated record